UUUCCCAUUUUUUCCUUCAAGAUGAUGAGCUUCGGAGACAUUCUCCAUUCGGAGAAAGAGAAAGAGAAGGAGAUGAUGCUCACGACCACUACUAGUCUCGAUGGCAAAAUCGUCGAGAGGGUUCUGGCCAGUUUAGGCAAAGGCUUCGAUUUGACGUCGGAUUUCCGGCUUAACUAUUGCAAAGGCAAACGACGGUUGGUUGCCCUAAACGAAGGUGGCAAAAGAGAUCUCGUCAUACCUGGUUUUGGUACCAUUGCGAACGUCUCCGGCGACAUUAAAUGCGACAAGGGAGACCGGACGAGGAACCAGACCGACAUGUACAGCUUCAGUCAGAUGUCGGAGUAUAUCAACCAGAGGUCGAGUGUUCCCGGGAAAGUGCCGUCGGGGUUGUUCAAUUCGUUGUUUGAGUUCGAUAGUGGUUCGUGGGGGAGUGAUGCGGCCAAUAUCAAAUGCUUGGGUGUGGAUGGCUACUUUAUUAUCUUCUUCAGUGUUCACAUCGAUAGGUACCCUCUUGUUCUCGCCGAUGAAGUUCGCGGCGCCGUUCCGUCCACUUGGGACCCAUUUGCCAUUUCAAGAUUCAUACAGAAAUAUGGGACGCACAUCGUGGUGGGUUUGGAUGUUGGGGGUCAGGAUUUGGUGUUGGUUAAGCAAGAUAAAUCAUCAUAUAUGGAACCAUCAGACCUCAGAACACACUUACAUGAGCUCGGAGAUCAGCACUUUACAGGGACAUGUAAUUUCUCCCCACUCCUCUCCAAAUCGAAAGAUCAUAAACACAAGGCACCACAGGCAUUCAAUAUCUUUGAUUCUCCACAAUCCGUCGCCAUCAAUGGGUUCUCCACCACAAACACAAAAAAUGGAAUCACUGUGAUAAGCUCUAAAAGGGGAGGUGAUCCAUCGGCCAGUAGCCACAGUGAGUGGCUUCAAACAGUUCCGUCAAUGCCGGACGCAAUUCAGUACAGCUUCAUUCCUAUCACUUCUCUACUGAAAGGUGUUCCCGGCAAAGGUUUCUUGUCCCAUGCCAUCAACCUCUAUAUAAGAUAUAAGCCUCCUAUAGCUGAUUUGCCCUACUUUCUUGAAUUUCAAGUAUCCCACAAAGUUUGGGCUCCCAUUCACAAUGACCUACGUUUGGGUCCUGCCACAAAUAGCAAAUCUAAUCCAUCACCACCUUCUCUUCACUUCAGCAUGAUGGGUCCUAAAUUAUAUGUGAACACCACACAGGUUCGAGUUGGAAAUAAUGCCCCCAUCACAGGGAUGCGCUUGUUUCUUGAGGGCAUGAAAUGCAACAGGCUAGCCGUCCACCUUCAACAUCUAGUAAACACCCCAUUGAUGUUGGAUAACAAGAUCGAUGACACAAAGAUAUGGCGAGGAUCAGAAGAGAUUGAUGAUGACCGGUACUUUGAAGCAACAAACGGGAAAAAGUUCUCGCAUGUGUGCACAGCGCCGGUAACGUACGACCCAAAAUGGAUGUCUGCAGGCGUAACAUCGGCCUUCAUUGUCUCAGGAGCACAACUUGUGGUGAAGCAACACGGCUCAAAGAACGUUGUCCAUCUUCGACUCUUGUUCUCCAAAGUCUUGGACUCUUUCUUAGUACAGUCAAAUUGGGCAGAGUCAUGCUCAUCCUCAACUAAAUCAUCGUCGUCCUCUGGCCUUUUGAAUGCGAUGAGUAGACCAUUAUCUGGGAACUAUUGGGGAAAAGAGAAAGUAGAACCUGCCGCGGAGAAUGUAAUAUUGGAUUCGAGUGUGUUUCCUGCAGGGCCACCGGUGCCAUUGCCAAGGCAGAAAUUUGUGAAGCAUGUAAACACCUCACAUGUCUGCAAAGGGCCGCAGGAUAGUCCUGGCCAUUGGUUAGUCACCGGAGCAAAGCUCAACUUGGUCAAAGGAAAAAUUGGCUUGCGAGUCAAGUUUUCUCUGUUAAACGUAGAAGAAAACUGAAUGUACAUAGCCUAGCUAGCACAUUAUUUUCAUUCUUUCGUUAGAUUAUUAUACUUAUUCAACGCAAUUAAUAUGCUAGCAAGUGCAUAGUGCUUUGCGAGUUAUGCCACUCUAAAUGUAGAGAGACUGGCGUUUUUGUAAACUGAACUUUGGGGUCAUUCUACAUAUCAAGAUUACCA
Argentina anserina (silverweed cinquefoil) is the source of this 2111-nucleotide messenger RNA. RefSeq names its product MACPF domain-containing protein At1g14780. NCBI's taxonomy places the organism in Eukaryota, Viridiplantae, Streptophyta, Magnoliopsida, Rosales, Rosaceae. Bases 22 to 1932 code for a protein of 636 amino acids. The record is from RefSeq and is a predicted model, not a curated record. The transcript is spliced from 7 exons. Gene Ontology annotation, cellular component: plasma membrane. Gene Ontology annotation, biological process: plant-type hypersensitive response; regulation of salicylic acid mediated signaling pathway.